Molecule: messenger RNA, 654 nt
Organism: Cetraspora pellucida
Lineage: Eukaryota; Fungi; Glomeromycota; Glomeromycetes; Diversisporales; Gigasporaceae
Source: the annotation of a GenBank genome assembly
AUGUCUUCAAAAGCUAAAGCAAAUACUGUCAAACCUAAAAGACCUCCCUAUGAAGAAAUGAUUCGCGAAGCUAUUAUUGCUUUGAAAGAUCGUAAAGGAAGUAGUCGUCCAGCUAUAAAGAAAUAUAUUACAACCACGUAUCAAAUUGAAGAUAAUCCUACUAUGGCUCAAAGUUUUCGCAAAGCACUUAAAAAAGGUGUCGAUAAAGAGAUUUUUACGUUUUAUAACGGUCCGAAAGGCACUAUCAAGCUCGUUAAAAAAGAUGCAGAAAAGAAACCUCGUUCUGUAACUAAGGCCUCUGACACUAAAGAUGAAGCUGCUAAAAAAACAAAAUCGAAAGUUACUAAACCUAAGCCUGUGAAGAAGACAUCUACAGUUGAAAAGAAGGUCUCUAAACCUGCGCCAGUGAAAAAGACUCCUGCCACGAAAAGUACCACCAGGGGUACCAAGAAAGGUACGAAGGAUACCGCAAAGAGUACUACUAGGAGUACCACUAGGAGUGCUACGAGGAGUACCAGAAAAUCCCCCGCUGCUACAAAAUCAGCUGCAAAAGAUGUUGGAAAAAGUACCAGGGCUUCCACAUCUCGAAAGGCUAAAGCAGAAUCUCCAAAGACUAAGGCUACAAGGAAGAGAGCAACCAGGGCUGGCGCUUAA